Daucus carota subsp. sativus is the source of this 1217-nucleotide messenger RNA. RefSeq names its product probable esterase KAI2. The coding region runs from base 127 to 936 and encodes 269 amino acids. The record is from RefSeq and is a predicted model, not a curated record. The transcript has 2 exons. NCBI's taxonomy places the organism in Eukaryota, Viridiplantae, Streptophyta, Magnoliopsida, Apiales, Apiaceae.
CCCUUUGCUGUUGACUAUAUAAUAACUGAGGCUACAACCAUAAAGCCGUAUCUGCAGACUGCAUCUUCUCUUCCUAGCCAGUAUCUUCUCAUUACUCAAGCUUCUCCUUCCCCAGAUAAACCAAACAUGGUGAUUAAGCUCGACAAAACCUUAUCUAAAGCCAUGAACGCAACCAUCAUGGGCUCCGGAGACGAGACCAUAGUUCUCGGACAUGGAUUCGGCACUGACCAGUCUCUCUGGGACAAAGUCAUCCCAAGCAUAUCUGACAAGUACAAGGUGGUUCUCUUUGACUGGUGCUUCUCGGGUGCUAUAAAAGACCCGGACUUCUUUGAUGGAGCGAAGCACACUUCUUACGAGGCGUUUGCGCAAGAUUUGGUCGGUCUUAUGGAGGAGUUGAAGCUGGAAUCAUGCACUUAUAUGGGUCAUUCCAUGGCUUGUAUGAUCGGAUGCAUUGCUUCUACUAAAAGACCUCAGCUUUUCAAGAAACUCAUACUUGUGGGAGCUUCACCCAGGUACAUAAAUUCUGAAGGCUAUGAGGGUGGCUUUGGGAGCUCAGACAUAGACCAGCUCUUAUCAAACAUAGGCUCCAUUUAUGAGCAGUGGGCAACCAUUUUUCCCACAGUGGUCAUGGAUGCAAACGACCCUCAAUCCAUCGAAUAUUUCACAAAAUGCUUGCAGAAAACAAGGCCAGAAGUCGCCUUGCCCGUAGCCACCAUCGUUUUCCAGUCUGACGAACGUGACCUACUCGAAAAAAUAACAACUCCGUGCGCCAUCAUUCAGGCCACCAACGAUAUCGUUGUUCCCAACUCAGUAGCCGAGUUCAUGAACAACAAAAUCACUGCAAAAUCAUCGGUUGAGUACGUCGAAGCCACUGGCCAUUUCCCACAGUUAACUUCCCAUCUGCAGUUCAAUGAGGUGCUUGCUAGAGUUCUUUGAGUUAGACAGCAACAUGUAGCCAGCCAUGUAAUAUAUGUUAAUUAAGUUUGCUUGUGUGUGAUUAAGUGUGUGUUUUACAUAAUCUAGCUAAAUAUAUGGUAAAUGUGUUUGUGAUCACUAGUAACUCAGUAGGGCAUGUUGUGGUCUGUAUGAUCUGGUUUGUAACAUUUGGAUUCUACUACAUUCUGGUUUGUACUUUGUAGUUCCUAUUUGAUAUGACUGUUGAUGUUAUCAGUGUACAACUUGUAGAAUCAUAUUACUGGUAUGGCUUUGUUUGGAUC